AUGUCCCUCGUCCACCUCUCCCACGUCUGCUCGCACCUCUCCAACACCUCCAAAGCACGUCUAGGCCUCACCUCCGUGCCCUCCACCAACAUGAUCCUAACCAUCUCCCUCGCGCUUCAACAAGCCGGCUUCCUCUCCUCCGUCACCCGCGGCGGCCUCACACCACCCCCCCUCGAUGACCUCUCCUCCUAUAUCCCGGAACCUGUCACACAAGAGAACAUAAGCACGCGGCGGCUGUGGCUGGGUAUGAAGUACUGGGACAACGAGCCGGUGUUGAACAAGAUGAGCAUGGUUAGCAAACCGACGAAGAGGGUGUGGAUGGAUGUUGAAGGGUUAGGAAAGCUGAUUAGAGGACGGGAUGCGGGGUUUGUGGCGGGAUUAAGGAAGCCGGGGGAGUGUUUGUUUGUUAGCACUGAUAGGGGGAUUAUGGAGAGUAGGGAGUGUGUGGAGAGGAAGGUGGGCGGGAUGCUGUUGUGUAGGGCUGUUUGA
This is a messenger RNA of Hyaloscypha bicolor E, 489 nucleotides long. Its product is annotated as ribosomal protein S8. The transcript has a single exon. Gene Ontology annotation, molecular function: structural constituent of ribosome. Gene Ontology annotation, cellular component: ribosome; mitochondrion. The record is from RefSeq and is a predicted model, not a curated record. Gene Ontology annotation, biological process: translation. The coding region runs from base 1 to 489 and encodes 162 amino acids. NCBI's taxonomy places the organism in Eukaryota, Fungi, Ascomycota, Leotiomycetes, Helotiales, Hyaloscyphaceae.